This is a messenger RNA of Vanessa atalanta (red admiral), 5548 nucleotides long. It is a transcript of the gene babo, whose product is annotated as TGF-beta receptor type-1. Gene Ontology annotation, cellular component: activin receptor complex; plasma membrane. The coding region runs from base 234 to 1778 and encodes 514 amino acids. Gene Ontology annotation, molecular function: activin receptor activity, type I; ATP binding; activin binding. Lineage: Eukaryota; Metazoa; Arthropoda; Insecta; Lepidoptera; Nymphalidae. Gene Ontology annotation, biological process: nervous system development; cellular response to growth factor stimulus; protein phosphorylation. The transcript is spliced from 9 exons. The record is from RefSeq and is a predicted model, not a curated record.
ACGCGAAGUUAUUUAUCUACCGGAGUCCGGAGACAAUUUAUUUUAUUACAUUGAUUUUCUAUUGUGUAUAAGUGAUAACGUUUAUAUCAACCUAGCUGAAUUAAAACUCAAAACAAAUAGCAAUAAUUCUUAUUCUUAAUAUAAAAAUGUUAUAUGUUCAUUUUAGAACUGCCCAAUGGCCGUAUUGUUCGAGUGUCAAUAAUCAGUGUUUGGCCGUGUGGGAUUAAAUCGAAAUGUUUCUAUUCAGGAAUGUGAUUAUGGACAGUUUAUGGUGGAGGAAAUGUUUACAUCUGUUGAUACUGUUCAUUUUCUUAAAGUUAAAUGUUGUUAGCGGGCUGAAGUGUUACUGCAACAGUGACAGCCCUAGUUGUCCAAACUCGACAUGUGAGACGGAUGGAUUUUGUUAUGCUUCAUAUGCUCUGGACAACGGAGAGCCCAAACACACCUACCAAGAGGUGGCCUUAAGCUGUAUGCAAAGAAAUGUAGCCUUCCCUCCAGACAAUCCAAUCAAAUGCAGACAGCCAAGAGCCUAUUGCUGUAGUAAAGAUUUCUGCAAUUCUGAUGUGGUUUACCAAGAGAAAUUCUAUAAAGUGCUGAAUACAUCAUCCAUGGAGUCGAGUCCGACAGCGACUACAUGGCAGCUGCUUCCGUGGAUCAUGGGUCUCAUGGUGCUGAGUGCGUGCGCUGCCAUCAGCUUUUGGUGGGCGCGUCGUUCCCCAAAGACGAUAAAGCGCGAGUCCAGGUCGCUAUUCGCCCCGGAGGACUCUUUUUGCGAAACUCGCCACCCAAUGAUGACCGCUACCAUACGGGAUAUGAUCGAGUUAACCACUUCAGGCUCCGGCUCCGGGCUCCCUCUGCUGGUGCAGCGCUCGAUUGCUCGUCAGAUCCAGCUGGUUGACAUAAUCGGCAAGGGCAGGUUCGGUGAAGUGUGGCGCGGUCGCUGGCGAGGUGAAAACGUCGCCGUGAAGAUAUUCUCGUCGCGCGAGGAGAGCUCCUGGUUCCGGGAGGCGGAGAUAUAUCAGACCGUGAUGCUGCGCCACGAGAACAUACUCGGGUUCAUCGCUGCCGAUAACAAAGACAACGGCACCUGGACGCAGCUGUGGCUGAUCACGGACUACCACGAGAACGGCUCCCUGUUCGACUUCCUCAGCGUACGGACCAUCGACGCGAACACUCUGGUGAAGAUGGCGCAGUCCAUCGCCACGGGGCUGGCGCACCUGCACAUGGACAUCGUGGGCACCAAAGGGAAGCCGGCGAUCGCUCAUCGAGAUCUCAAGUCGAAGAACAUCUUGGUGAAGUCGAACCUGACGUGCGUGAUCGGCGACCUCGGGCUGGCGGUGCGGCACAACGUGUCCAACGACUCCGUCGACGUGCCCUCCACCAACCGCGUCGGCACCAAGAGAUACAUGGCGCCUGAGGUGCUGGACGAGAGUAUGGACUCGCGUCAGUUCGACCCGUAUAAGAGAUCGGACGUGUACUCGCUGGGCCUCGUGCUGUGGGAGAUGGCGCGUCGCUGCGGCUGCGCGUGCGACGACUACCAGCCGCCGUACUACGACUGCGUGCCGCCCGACCCCGCGCUCGAAGACAUGAGGCGCGUCGUGUGUCUCGAGAGGCGGCGGCCCGUGCUGCCCAACAGGUGGCACUCCGAUCCGGUGCUGUCGGCGAUAUCGAAGGUGAUGAAGGAGUGCUGGUACCAGAACCCCGCGGCGCGGCUGACAGCGCUGCGCAUCAAGAAGACGCUUGCCAACAUCGCCACCGCCGACCAUUUCAAACUAUAAACGGCCCCCACUACCGGCACCAUCGACGACGACAGCAUUCAUCGCCUUCGACCAUUCGACUUAGUCUAUAGUGGUACCAUUAAAGAAUAUAGAUCUUUAAAAGUAGUUUAGUUGGGGAUAUUUUAAAAUAUUUAAGAUGGAAGGUUUUGACAAAUUUUAGAAGUACUUCAUGAUGUAAUUCUUCCGAUAGAGUCGUGUGAUAUGUCUGUUAUGAUGAACGUUCGGCGGUCGCGUCGACGUCGAAGGCGACCGAACGCGUGCUCGCCCAACGGCGCCGGGGGGUCACAGGGUGUUUAGAAAUUGUAAUUGUUGUAUAUUGUAAGAAAAGAAGGUAUCCAUCUAAAAUUUAGAUAUAUUUAACAAAAUUAAAGAUAUUUAAAGUGUCUAUAUCUUUGAACGGUUCCGACUAUUUUAAUGUGAAAUUGUAUAUAAAAUAUAGAGGUCGGGAUUCAUUUAAAAUGAAUAAAUUUAUCGUCGAGGAAGUGGCCGUAGCCGGGGCCCGGGGGGCCGGGGAGAUGGGGAGAUGGGGAGAUGGGGAGUUGGGUCGCGGCGAGUUUGGCGACGGCGCGUUCGGAGAGCGGUCCCGAUCCUACCUCUUAGAUUAUAUUCGAGUAAUAUCAAAACAAGCAUUUAUUAUAGUAACGUGUUAUGGACUUGAGGUUGUAGUGAUAUUUUUUCGUUACCAAGUACGUAGGUUUUUAAAUUUUGUUAAGGUUCGAUUUCGUUUAUUAUUAUUAUUGCGCAUAAUAUACAUUUUAUGACGUAUCGCAUAUAUUUUUUUCGAUUUUUAUUUUUGGAUACUAUGUUUUCUGUGAUAGGACGUCAUCGCAGCUACUGUUGUAAGUCUCGCGCGUCCGCCGGCGGCGCGAGUUCGGUCUUUGUUAUACGAUUUUAUUUUAAUUUUAGUUCCGUCGAAGUUUGUACCAAAUUUAUUGCAACGUUAUACGUCCUCUAGCGGGAGGCUCGCUCCCGGUACGAGGGUUCUGUACCUUUGAAAAUUGUUAAUUAUUAGUAAUAUUACGUGGGUGAGAUUCAUUGAGGACUUUGGUUUCAAAUUUUAUCAUAUGUAUAGAGUCCCGCGUCGCGCCGGCGCCGCGCCCUCGGGACCGUCAUACAAAAAAGGUCGCGCUGAAAUAUUUUUGAGUCUUUUUAUAAAAAAGUAACUUUCUAAAUCAAUAGUCUUAAGAUUAACUUCAUAUUCAAAACAACGGUUGUAAUAAUGAAUUUGUAUACCCGUGUCGCGACUCGCGGCUGGAACUCGUUAUGUCGUUACGUCGGGCGCGGCAGUCGCGGCCGAGGGUGCGGGGCGCGGGGCGGUGUUGUUUAGGCGAAGCUGACUUAGAGUAUAUCGAGAGAGUGAAAUUUUUUACAUAUUAGUUGAUGAGUAAAAUUGACAUAUUUUCUUACUUGUUCGGUAAUCGUUUUUUCGGAUAUUAAGAUAUUUUGAAUUUGUAAAUAUUAACGAGAGUUAGUCUACUAUAUACGAUCUACUAUUUGCAUAAGAGUUUUUAUAAUCACGUAGAUUUGAUACGUUUAUGUAACUUUUUUUACAGAUAAGUAUAGGGUUUAUUUUUUUUAAUAUAUAUUUGUAUAAGUUUACACGAGCGACCGUCUGAGUGUGAGUGUAACCGCGCCACGCGCUUCAUUCGGUUAACACGCACUCUGAGUACUACCAGGGUGGGCGUGCUUUAGUUUGCUGGAUACGGCAACGAUUACACCUAGUCCUUUGAAUGAGCGAGUAGAGGUUCGAGGUGUUAACCGCUGCCGUCGCUUGUUGAGUUAAUGAUUUGCACCAAUCCGCGGCCACCUCGACUAGUACUCGACUAGGGUGCGAGCGGCACGAGCCCGGCUCCGACUGAGCUAGCCGGGCGUGGGCCGCGGUGUAUGUACUUAUGAGAGUAUACGCGUACUUUAAUAUCCUGUCCAUCCAGCUUUAUAUUGUAUUUUUUUUUACGUUUAUUUGUAAAACCAAACUACCCUCGUGUUUUACACAUUUUUACAGUCUUUAUUAUUGUGAAUUAUAUUUUUGACUGAACAUUGAACUUUGAUAUCUUUUAAAUACUUUUGCGUUUUUGCAUAAAGAUUCUAACAAACUAGUUUUCGAUAAUAUUGAUAUAUGAAAAUAAUAGCAAUAGUGUGGUUGAUCAGUUUAUAGUUCACGAGUCUUCCAAUCGAGAUGAAAUUCGAUAUUCGAUUUCGACAGUAAAAAUAAAUUCUAAAAUAAAAACGUAACCUCCUCGCUGCGCGGGCGCACGAUAGCACGUAAGGGUAGGCGGUAACUUUGGAUCACAGAGUUUAGGCAGCUAUUCUCGAAGCGUUAUCAUAUUGCGUUUCGUGUUCUCCCGACCGCGGCAACCAAGCAAUAUAUGGCACCGGUGUCUGUGCAGAGUUGUUUAUCACAUGCUAUAUUAAUCAGGUGAGCAUUUAGUUGCCUUUCCGAAGUGUACUCAAGAGUCGAAAUAUACAUGAUUGUAUUAUUAUUAUAAAAUAUUACUUUAAGUUUAUAUAUAUUUAAAACGUUUCGUCGCUUUACGCCUUAGUCAUUAAGGAAUACGUAAUUAGUUCUUUAGCCCAACAUUGACAGAGGGAACUGUUAUAUUUUAACUGUAUAUGUUACUUAGAUACCGCUGUUUUGUUUCGGGGUAGUCGCCGGCUGUCGGCACUAGUCGUUUCCGAAAGAGCGAUGUGUUAUGUAUAGAUGAUUCUUGUUGAAAAUAAUAUAAAUAUUUGAAAAUGUUGACUAACAUAGACGUAACGCAUCCGGCAGGAACAUUAAAUGUAAUCGUUAGUUUAUACGCUCCCGCGGGCACACAGAGGCCACGGAGCCCACGGAGCCCGCGACGUGACGACCAUAUCAUGUUUUGCGGUCACGGGAUAUUUAUUAUUAUUAGGAGUACGAGUACGAGUACGAGUACUGCUCGUACGGACGCAGAGCGCGCUUCAGGCGCAUGCGCCGUCUGGGGAGCCAGUACCAACCAAUUCUCAGUCGCGUAGGUUCGAGCCCUUGUAUUAUAUGUGAUUGUAUUGUUUCCUUACGUAGCCGUACGAUACUUGAGACAUGUGCUUUUAGAUUAAAUGUUUGGCGCUUUGUGUUGAAUGCGAACAUGAUGUGAAUGUGGAAAUUACAUUGACGACGCGAUUCCUUUUAAUAUUGUGACUUGUUUCCGUUCGGCGGCACAUGCCAGUAAUCAUAUUAGAUGCUAGAAGGGUGGACGUCGAUGAAAUUAGAUUUUAGUGCGUGUAAAAUUUAGUCUUUUCGCGAUUAAGAUCUAGAUGUCUUCUGUCCUAACGAGUAAUAUUAACGCGAUAACUGAUUUCUUACAUUACAAAUGUUUCAAGAACAGCAAACGGAGAGCGACGAAGUCGUCGCCGGGUCGGGGCGACUUUUGUUGAAUGUUAGAUAAAGGUGUAAUUAUAGAUUUCAUUCUUAUUCAUUAUUAUUCUGCGUUAUUCUCGUAAUAUUAAUAUUGAGAGUUAAAUAAUUUAGAUUAGACGUAGGUCGAGUUGUAACGUUCAGGCGUCAGAGGUGUUUUGUGUCGUUUUAAAUGAGUUUCGAGGAGCAAUACCGACGAGUACAAGACGACACGGUCGUUUAGCAACAGCAAUAAGAAGCAGCGGCCGCACGGGCCGUCCCGUCGCCGCGUGCGAUGCGACCCCUCGUGCGACUCGCUUUGUGUACCUACCUACCAUUAUUUAAUUGUCGCAUUACAUAAGAUUUAUAAAAUUGUUUCUGGAGUGGUAUAAUUAAUUUAAUAAAAUAAAACAAGUGU